AUGGAGGCAGCAGCCGUGGGCGACGGAGCAGCAGGCGCGGGCGACGCCGCGGCCAGCGCGCCCGCUGGCCGCUCCCAGCAGGGCGCCAAGCGCGGCCGCGGCGGCGCCGUGAGGGGCAGCGAGGCGGAAGCGGCGACGGCGGCGUGGGGCCAGCCGCCGCCACCGGCGCUGCUCCCGCCGCCGCAGGCGCCGGGGGCGGGGUCCCGGAUCUACCGCGUGCGGGCCAGCGGGGGCAAGGACCGGCACAGCAAGGUGUACACGGCCAAGGGCAUCCGCGACCGCCGCGUGCGCCUGUCGGUGCCCACCGCCAUCCAGUUCUACGACCUGCAGGAUCGCCUCGGCUUCGACCAGCCCAGCAAGGCCAUCGAAUGGCUCAUCAACGCCGCCUCCGCCGCCAUCGAGAAGCUCCCGGAGCUCGACCCGGUCGCCUUCGCGGCUCUCCCCGCGCCGGGCGACGCGGAUGCCGCCGGCAAGGACAAGCAGCAGCAGCAGCAGCAGCAGCAGGGGAGCAAGUCCGCGGGCAGCAGCACGUCGGAGACGAGCAAGGGCUCCGAGCUCUCGGUCUCGCGCUCCGACGGCCGCGGGGGCGCCGCCGCGCGGGACAGGGAGGUCACCGUGGCCAGCACCUCGGCGCAGGCCGCGUCCUUCACCGAGCUGCUCACCGGGGUGGCGUCGGCCGGUUCCAUUAGCGCCGCCGAGCACAAGCAGUCCUGGCAUCAGCAGCAGCCCAACGUCUCCGCCGCGGCCGCCGACUGCGUCGGCAUUGCGCACCACGGGAAAGGUGCGCACGGGCUGUCGACGCACGCCUUUUCUGCCCCGGCCGCCGCCAAGUUUGGCAAUGCGCCUCCGUUCGGCCUGGUUCCGGCGCAGCCCUUCAACUUCACCAGUCCCAUCGAGAUGCCUCACUUCUCGCUCGGUCAGGACACCUUGGCGGCGUCCUCGGCUGCCACCGGGGACUACAGCCUCAAUUUUUCCAUGUCCUCGGCUUUCUUGGGUGCCAAUAGGGGGACCCUUCAGUCCAAUUCGCAGUCCAACUUCUCAGGCCAUCAUCACCAGCAGCUCCAGAGGCUGGAUGGCCCGAUCUUGUUUGGUCACGCUCACGCUGCGGCGGCGGCGCAUCCCGCAUCCGAGAACCAGCUGACGGCGUCCGCGGCGUUACAGCUGUGGGACGGGCUCCGGCACUCCGGCAUGAAGGAGAAGAGCAAGAACUGA
Molecule: messenger RNA, 1212 nt
Organism: Miscanthus lutarioriparius
Lineage: Eukaryota; Viridiplantae; Streptophyta; Magnoliopsida; Poales; Poaceae
Source: the annotation of a GenBank genome assembly